Messenger RNA from Pseudo-nitzschia multistriata, 811 nucleotides. Lineage: Eukaryota; Bacillariophyta; Bacillariophyceae; Bacillariales; Bacillariaceae. The record is from the annotation of a GenBank genome assembly.
AGAAACACAAGAAAAGAUAAAGACUUUAWUGCAAUGAAGAUGUUGAAAAACAGAUUAACGAUUACCGUAUUGCUUCUAGCACUCGGGACGAACUUUUUCGCUUUUGCCUCUUCGCCGCAGCUGCGAUCACCGAAUCGCGAGCAACGAACGCUAGCAGCAAGUCUGUCAACGAUACCCCAGGAUCAGUAUCAWCGAACACUUAAGGGUCCUCGCGGUGGUUCGGGGAGCAGCUCCUCUUCGUCAUCAAGUGGUGGCAGUGGCGGCGGCGGUGGUGGCAGUGGCAGUGGCGGCAGCGGCAGUGGAGGUUCGGGAGAAGACGAGAUUUCGUCAGCUGAAGACGGCAGUUGGGGGAACAGCACGGACACCGGAGAAACCGAGUCAUUCGUUGCAGCGUCAGCAAUAUCUGGCGUCAAUGGCCGGAGUGCCAAUGACAUAAUGACGAAUCUUUUCGACAACGAUAGACCCGCGGCAUCUAUUAUCGUCGCAGCAGUUGGAGGCUUGUUGUGUAURGUUUUUCUGCUUUCUGCAAUGGCCAUUUUGUCUUUCAAGAUCUUAACAAGUUGUAGAAGUGACGUCGAGGAUGACAUAUACACAACAAACAACAAGACCGAGCAACUUAUGAAAGAAUCUCUCGAAAAAUAAUACUUCGUACUUGAAGAGAAGGAUGAUGAAUURUGAAACGAGGGGAUCAUUCAGUCGUAUCWGUAUACGAUGAUUCAUUGUUCCUUCAAUUGUUGACUCUGGGUGUCUCUCAAUGAUUGAAUAGUUUAUAUGUAAUAGAGAGAUGCGGUAAUAAAAAUUAGAAAUUUAA